Ylistrum balloti is the source of this 570-nucleotide messenger RNA. Its product is annotated as putative nuclease HARBI1. The coding region runs from base 1 to 570 and encodes 189 amino acids. The record is from RefSeq and is a predicted model, not a curated record. The transcript has a single exon. NCBI's taxonomy places the organism in Eukaryota, Metazoa, Mollusca, Bivalvia, Pectinida, Pectinidae.
AUGGAUAUACCGGAACAGCUGAAGGUUAAACUAGAUUUCUACAAUAUCCGUGGAUUUCCAAGUGUCUUGGGAGCUGUAGACGGUACUUUGAUACCCAUUGAAACACCUUCCAUUGAUGAAUACCACUAUGUUUGUCGAAAUGGAUUUCACGCCUUGAACAUCCAAGGAGUGUGUGACGCUAACCUGAAAUUUCUCAAUAUUGUGGCAAAAUGGCCUGGUUCAACACACGACUCAUUUAGAUGGACAAAUUGUGGUCUCUCUGCUGCGUUUGAAGACAAAGAAAUGACUGGAGGAUGGUUGUUGGGUGACAGUGGUUACGGCUUGCGACCAUGGUUACUUACUCCAAAAUUGAAUCCAAGAACCCCCCUCCCGUACAGAAAGUAUAAUGUCUGUCACAAAUCUACACGCUGUGUAAUUGAACGUGCAUUUGGGUUAUGGAAGAUGAGAUUCCGCUGUAUCUACCGACCACUUCAUUUGGCAACGGAGAGAGCAGUUGCUGUUGUGAUUGCAACCGCAAUUUUGCACAAUAGAGAAAAAUCUCCCUUUGCCCGAGAUCGACGACAUGGAUGA